This is a messenger RNA of Elgaria multicarinata webbii, 810 nucleotides long. RefSeq names its product complement C1q like 1 (gene C1QL1). Bases 22 to 810 code for a protein of 262 amino acids. The transcript has 2 exons. Gene Ontology annotation, molecular function: protein binding. Lineage: Eukaryota; Metazoa; Chordata; Lepidosauria; Squamata; Anguidae. The record is from RefSeq and is a predicted model, not a curated record.
GCCGCGGCCAUCGGGGUGGUGAUGAUCUUGAUCCUGGUGAUUCUGAUCCCGGUGCUGGUGAAUUCCGUGGGCAUCGACGGGCAAUACGAGAUGCUGGGCACCUGCCACAUGGUGUGCGAUCCCUACGUAGGCAAGACCACUUCCAGUGCCGGUAUCCGAACCGAGGGGGGCGAAGUUCUCGGCGGCGGCGACCACAGCGGUGUGCCCCCUCCGUCCACCCUCGUGCAGGGACCCCAGGGUAAGCCAGGGCGGCCAGGCAGACCAGGCCCUCUGGGCCCUCCGGGAGAGCCAGGAUCUCCAGGGGCCGUAGGGGCCCUGGGGGAAAAAGGGGAACCAGGGAAGCCGGGGCCCCCCGGAUUGCCCAGCCCGGGACUGGGCACUGGGACCAUCAGCACAGCCACCUAUACCAUGGUGCCCCGUGUUGCCUUUUAUGCCGGCCUCAAGAACCCACAUGAAGGUUAUGAGAUCCUCAAGUUUGAUGACGUGGUAACCAACUUGGGCAACAACUAUGAUGCCACCACGGGGAAGUUCACCUGCAAUAUCCCAGGCACCUACUUUUUCACCUACCACGUCCUGAUGCGCGGCGGUGAUGGGACCAGCAUGUGGGCAGACCUGUGCAAGAAUGGGCAGGUGAGAGCCAGUGCCAUUGCGCAAGAUGCAGAUCAGAACUAUGACUAUGCUAGCAACAGCGUCGUCUUACACCUGGAUGCUGGUGAUGAGGUUUUCAUCAAGCUGGAUGGGGGCAAAGCCCAUGGGGGCAAUAACAACAAAUACAGCACCUUUUCAGGCUUCAUAAUCUACUCAGAUUGA